Molecule: messenger RNA, 462 nt
Organism: Rhizophagus irregularis DAOM 181602=DAOM 197198
Lineage: Eukaryota; Fungi; Glomeromycota; Glomeromycetes; Glomerales; Glomeraceae
Source: RefSeq, a predicted model, not a curated record
AUGACUGAGUCUGAUAAAAUACUAACCGCCAAAUAUCUGGAUUGGCAUACCAAAUUAAUUGGAUUACCAAGUAUUUUGACAGAUAAGAUUCGUUCCAAAUUAUACAAAAGAUAUAAAAAACAAACUGGAAAUGAGCCAUGGCAACUAACAGAAGUACAUGAAUCGGAAGUUAUAAAUUCAAAGCCAGAAAAAGGGCCUAUCACUUUCGAAGCCAGACCCGAUCCAGAAUCAAUUAUCAAAUCCGUCUUAGAGCACCUCCCAUACUUGAAAUUCCGAAAUAGUUUUAGAGGGAUUGACAAUUAUAAUUUUGAAUCACCUCAGCCGUGGAGCUCACCAUGUCCUAUUUGCGAUGGAAAACAUGGGAAUUAUGGAUUACAUGGCGAAUGGUGUAGGAAUGGAACAGAAUAUUGUCUUACUUGCUUCACUUCAAGCAAUAAAUUCAAAUUCGCGAUCGUAGCAUAA